This is a messenger RNA of Paramuricea clavata, 921 nucleotides long. Lineage: Eukaryota; Metazoa; Cnidaria; Anthozoa; Malacalcyonacea; Plexauridae. The record is from the annotation of a GenBank genome assembly.
AUGGCAGAUCAAUCCAAGAAAAUUAUACAGGAACGGGUGAAGAAAUAUUCGAAGGCUAUUUGCAAGAAUAUUGAUGAUCGUUUUCCGCCCGACUCUUUAGCGAUCUUGGAAUCAUUUUCGGUCUUUGAUGUAACCCAAGUGCCAGGUGACAUCAACGCUCCAGAUUUCAAAGUAUAUGGACAAUCUGAGAUUACUGCAAUCAAGGAGCACUUUUACCGGGAACAACAAAUAGGAAAUGACUUCUUGGAACAAUGGAAAGAUAUGAAAUAUGAACUUCUCCAAUUGAAAACCAAGUGGCUGCAAUUUAAAGAUAAUGUUGAAUCAAAUAAUAUGAAGAUAAAAUUUUCCCCAACGGAAUGGGUUCUUAGGAAAAUUGUCAAAGAUUAUCAACACGAUGAACAGUUCGCACUUGUCUACCGAGUAGCAAAGGUAGCUUUAGUGACCCCAGUAACUAAUGCAUGGCCAGAGCGGGGAGCAAGUGCUGUGAAGAGAAUUAAGACAAGGUCCAGAAGCAGCAUGAAAAGUGACUUGCUGAAUGCUUUACUUAUGAUUUCCAUCAAUGGACCUGCAUUGAAAACGAAAGAAUACCAAGAGUUAAUGGAGGAAGUUGCUGUAAGGAAUGCAAAUGAAAAGCACAGAAUGUGUCCUCGCAGUUUCAUCAGUGUUGUCCAAAAGAAAAGCUUAUCCUCAAGUACACAAACUGUAGACAUCGAUGAACUAUCAGAAAUUGAAAACGCGCAGAAGAUUGAUAAACAUUUACAAGAGAGUUUGAAAAACAAAGAAGCUUGGAUUACAGACGCUUUUUUUGAGAGUGAUGAGUCCGAUGGCGAUGACAGUGAUGAUGAUGACGACGAAGAAGAAAUUGAAGAUCAUGAAGACAGCGAUGUCACAGAUACUGACAGUGAAAAUUAUGCUGAUUAA